This is a messenger RNA of Lates calcarifer (barramundi perch), 927 nucleotides long. Its product is annotated as sorting nexin-7-like. Lineage: Eukaryota; Metazoa; Chordata; Actinopteri; Centropomidae. Gene Ontology annotation, molecular function: phosphatidylinositol binding. The record is from RefSeq and is a predicted model, not a curated record.
UUUGGGUCUCUCCAGCCGCUGCCGGAGAAGUUUGUGAUGAAAGGCAUGGUGGAACGCUUCAAUGAUGACUUCAUUGAGACCAGGAGGAAAGCUCUGCACCGCUUCCUCAACAAGAUCUCAGAGCAUCCCAUCCUGUCCUACAGCCAGCACUUCAAAGUUUUCCUCACUGCACAGGAGCUGACCUCUCACAAGAAACAAAGGUCCGGGCUUCCUGAGCAGGAUGGAGAGACGGUGAGGGCGGUGGCCAACUCUGUACGAGGCCUGAGAAACCGACCGGAGGAGUUCACUCUGAUGCAGGAGUAUGUGGAGGACUUCAGCAACAAGAUCUGCUCUGUGGACAAAGUCACCCAAAGGAUCAUCAAGGAGCAGAGAGAGUAUCUGGAUGAGCUGAAACAGUAUGGUCCCACGUACACCCAGUGGGCGGGGUCAGAGGAAGAUCUGGCGGAACCGCUGAAGGGCGUGGCUCGCUGCGUGGAGGGGUGCAGUAAGGAAACAGAAGAGCAGAUCCAGCAUCUGUCCGAGGUCCUGGUCCCCGCCCUGCACGAGUACGUCCUCUGUGCUGAGACACUGAAGGCUGUGAUGAGACGUAGAGACAACAUCCAGGCCGAGUUUGAAGCCAAGAACGAGGCCCUGGCAUCCAGAAAACCAGAAAACCAAGAAGCACUGCAGGAGGAGGUGGAUGGUCUGGCAGACCGGGUGGAGCUGGCUAACAACGCCUUGAAGGGAGACUGGUCCCGUUGGCAAAAGGGCAUGAGAACUGACCUCAAAUCAGCCUUUAUUUCCACCGCUGAGAAGAACGUGGAUUACUACGAGAAGGUGAGCUCAAGAUUCAGACCAAUCACCAAAAAAGUUCCAUCAGGGCAGUUUUAUUGCUUUAGCAUAAAUAAGUUCUAAGGAUGACCUAUAUUUCCCUCUAUCUUCACACAU